AUAUGGAUAACAGCAAGGAUGAAAAAAGUAGGACGCUGUGUGCAAGCUCAGAAGAAGGGCUGAAAGCCCGAGGAAAAGAAAAAAGGAAACGAAAGCGGAGCAGAAGCAGAUCCUCAUCUGUUUCAUCCACAUCGUCUUCUAGCAGUACAUCCACGUCUUCCUCCUCAUCACACUCAUCGUCAAGGUCAUCUUCCAGUAGUAGUAGAGAUUCUCCUAAGUCUAAGUCAAAGAAGAAGAAAAAAGAAAAGCACAACAAAAAGAAAAGGAAAAAGGAGAACAAAAUGAAGAAAAAGAAAGAAAAGAAGAAAAGGAAAGAGAAAACAGGACCUGUCCAGCUUUCCAAGUUCUUCAAAAACAAAAAGAAGAAUGAAAACUACAGCAUGAUAACUGGAAAGAAAAUUAAGAUGAAAAUAAAGAAGACUAAGGAAGAUAUAGAGAGAGACCGGAACCGUGCACAGCUCCUGGAAUUUCUGAACUCUGCCUUGUAACGGGAAGAGUGCUCACCAAGGAUUGGUAGAUGUACCGAGCCAACCAUCAUCCUAGCAGAUCACUAAAGGGAAACUCAGGGAAAAGGACACCAAGUUGGACAAGACCAGACCCUCCUACAGAGAAGAAAGUUGGAAUGUCCUUUUUUAAUGGCAAAACAAAGAGUAGCUAAUAACUUGUUAAUGGAGAUCCAUGUCCUCCUUUUAAGAUCCUGAGGUAAUAGCCAGUCUGUGGUGUUUCAGAAAAGCCCAAGUGUGUGUUGUUCACAAUGAUAAGAAAUGACACACUGAAGUCCAGCAAUGUAAUUUCUAUCCUAACUGCAUGCAGAAUGCACUCUUGAUUUCAAAUGUCUUAAUUUUUCUAGUAGUUUAAGCAGAGUAUUUGUAAAUGUCUGUUUGAAAGAUGAGGUGUUUCUUUUAUGUAUAUUUUUUUCUGGUAGUGGUUAUGCUUAUCCUAAAGAGCAAAUUUACCUUUGUAAAUAGAACAUCCUUUUUCAUAAAUGAUUUUUUUUUUUUGAAAGUUCAUUCACUAAUAUGUUAUUUUGUUUCAGAAUUUGAGAUGCUGUGUUUCUCUGGACAGUUUAUUGCUCUCUCUCAUUAGAAAGUGUAACAGCAAAAUACUCUAGAGCAAUAAUGGUAACAAAUUAUUUUUAUCCUAAAAUAGAAGCAGGAAAGGUCUCUGGUUUUGUUUAUCUGAAUCAGUUAUUCAGCUCAUAGCAGAUAGUUUACUCUCCAUAUCUGAUGUUGCAGUUCCUAGACCAGAAGUUCUGGAGUUGUGGCCUGCUUUUCUGAUCCUGUGAGCCAUGUUACAAAUCUUUCUCUCUCUGAAGUGCAGCAAGACACAUCCUAUCGACAUACCUUAGUCUGAUGGACAAGAGCUGUGGAAUGGUGUUGAGGCAGGCAGUGGCAGUGACUUCACAGGUCUGUUGACAGUCCACUGUGAGAUGAGACAGGGCAUCAGGAGCCCAGCACAGCUUGUGGGUGUGCCAGUGUGGUAAUUUGCUCAGUGCCUGCCUUCUUUCCAAACCUUGACUCUUGGUUACCCAGCAGGCCCCUUUGUACAUAACCCCGCUGUGGGAAUUCCACUUGAAUCAGGUGCUUGUGAAUCAGGUGCUCCUCAGGGGCUGCAGUUUAGGAAUGCCUGAAGGAAGGACUCGAGGGGAGUUGACUUUGACAAGAACAUCAAGUGUACAGCAGAGUGGGGGGAGUUCAUUAAAGAGCAAAUGGAAAACUGUG
Molecule: messenger RNA, 1721 nt
Organism: Cyanistes caeruleus (blue tit)
Lineage: Eukaryota; Metazoa; Chordata; Aves; Passeriformes; Paridae
Source: RefSeq, a predicted model, not a curated record